Molecule: messenger RNA, 1198 nt
Organism: Centruroides sculpturatus (bark scorpion)
Lineage: Eukaryota; Metazoa; Arthropoda; Arachnida; Scorpiones; Buthidae
Product: radial spoke head 1 homolog
Exons: 5
Coding region: 128-1090 (320 amino acids)
Source: RefSeq, a predicted model, not a curated record
AAAGAAUGCAUAUAUUUGGAAAACAUUUAUAAAAAGAAUUUCGAAUAUUUGAUGAGGUCUUAACAAAUUUUAGCAUAUUUUCCGUUACAAAAGAAUUUUUAUUAAAUUUGACAAGUUUAUUCUAACAAUGGAAGAAAGUAAAGUAGAAGGAGAAUCAGAUAAAUCAUAUUCCACAGAAUCUCUCGAAUCUCUGAAAUAUGAUGAAAUGGAUGAAAUGGAAUCUGAAGAAGAAGAGGAAUUCAUAUUCACAGAAGAAGAUAUCGAAAAAGAAAUUCCUUUGUGUGAAUUAAAGAACUAUUUUGGAGAACGUAACGAUAAAGGGGAAAGACACGGAUUUGGAAAAGCAAUUUAUCCUAAUGGAGAUGUUUACGAAGGAUGUUAUAGUUAUAACAGAAAACAUGGUGAUGGCAGAUAUGUUUAUCACAACGGAGCAGAAUAUAAAGGUACAUGGCGAGAUGGAGAAAAGGAUGGUUCGGGAACCUUACGUUAUCCAGAUCAAAGUGUUUAUAAUGGCCAGUUUUAUAGGAAUAAUAGACACGGUUCAGGUCAUUAUUAUUAUACAAAUGGAGACGUAUAUGUCGGAGAAUGGCAAUAUGAUCUGCGACAUGGUUAUGGUACUUAUAGAUAUAGUAGAACAGGCGCGCAGCUUCUCGGCAAUUGGAUAAAAGAUCGAAUGUCGGGAUCAGGAGAAUUGAUUAUGGGAAACUUUAUAUUUGUCGGAAUAUUUAAAGAUUGCCAACCUGUAAAAGGAAGAUUUUUAUUUGAGAGUAAAACAGAACAAUAUGGCGAAUUUAUAUCAAAAAAACUAGAUGAUCGUAAAUCAGGUCUAGUAUGGAAAGGAGGAAAAGUACAAAAAGCUGCCCUUAAAGGGGGAAUCGCAGAUAUUGUUAAAUUUGACGAAAAAGAAUAUUUAUUGGCUGCAGAGAAAGAAGACGAUACGCUUGAACCAACAGUUUCAGUUGAUGCGUUGCCUACAAAACAAUCUAUUAUUGAUAUAGAUUUAAAGGAUGAAAACACUGAAAGAUUUUCUACAAAUAUAUCUCAAGCCGAAGACAUCAUAGAAUUAACAGAAGAGGAAACGCCAAAAUAGUACUUUUAAUUUCACUAAAAAUUUUUUGUUUUAGUCUAUUUUGAUAGAAAUAAAAUCUACUAAUUUAAUGUUUGUUAAUUAUAAGUUCAUAUCUUGUAAAAUAUUAAA